UUUCCCGGAAUCUCGUUCAACUUGGAUUUGGGGAUUUCCUAAACCUUUCUUCAUUUAUAAAUAAAGACGACUUUGAAGUGGAACCAAAAGUGGACGUUGAUAACUUUACGCCGGAAGAUUCUCUUCCAAUGGAAGAUGUUUUGAAUUAUCUUGAGAUUAAAAAAGAAGAUAUUGAAGAAGAUAACGAAGAUGAAUAUAAACCUAAUCUUGAAACAAGUUAUUCUUGUGAUUUAUGUGAAUAUUCAUCAAAAUCUUUACGCGGACUAAACCUACACAAAGGGACAAGUCACGAAUAUGCCAAGUACACCUGUCAUAUCUGCAAUCAUGGAUUUAAUUCUAAAUAUGGCCUGCAAGCACAUUCAAAGCGUAAACAUGGAUUGAAAACUUUUAAAUGUGAUCGCUGUGAAUUAAAAGUUGAUACUUUAAAACAAUUGAUAAAACACAGAGGAACACAUAAAGAUAAACCCUAUACUUGUGAUUUAUGUGAUUUUAACUCUUUAUCUCUUGGUGAUUUUUCCAGACACAAACAGUCUCAGCAUGGAGAGAAUAAAUCUAGGUAUAUUUGUGAUCAGUGUGAAUACAGCACUUCUCAUCUUUACAUGUUAAAGAGACACUUGAAGAUUGUACACGAAGGAUUGAGAAUUCCAUGCGGACAAUGUGAAUUUGCUGCAACAUCCCAGACGUACUUAAAGAGACACAUUGAAACAAUACACGAGGGGAAAAAGUUGUAUUGUGACCAAUGUGAAUAUGUUGCAGCACACCCGGGCACUUUGAGAAAUCACAUUCAAAGCAAGCAUAAAGGUGUAAAACAUCACUGUGAUAAAUGUGAGUUUGUUACAAGCUACAGGGAUAAACUAACACAACAUAUUAAAACCAAGCAUGAAGGUGUCAGGUUUCCCUGUGAAGUGUGCAACUAUGCAGCAACCAGAAAUGAAUAUUUAAAGAAGCAUAUGGAGGAGAAGCAUCCAGCACUGUAGUGUAUAACUUAAAAAUAAAAACCUGUUGAAAAUUUUUAAUAAAAAAGUUUAUUAUCAAGUUGUUGACUUUAAA
Molecule: messenger RNA, 1050 nt
Organism: Eurytemora carolleeae
Lineage: Eukaryota; Metazoa; Arthropoda; Copepoda; Calanoida; Temoridae
Product: transcriptional repressor CTCF
Exons: 4
Coding region: 129-977 (282 amino acids)
Biological process (GO): regulation of gene expression
Cellular component (GO): nucleus
Source: RefSeq, a predicted model, not a curated record